Messenger RNA from Paramecium sonneborni, 888 nucleotides. Lineage: Eukaryota; Ciliophora; Oligohymenophorea; Peniculida; Parameciidae. The record is from the annotation of a GenBank genome assembly.
AUGAAUUAGUGCAGAAUUCAACACCAUGAUUGUCAGAAAGUUAAAUACAUCUGCUUAGACAAAAAAUGUAAUCAAGAAUAAAAAAUAGGUACAACAAAUAUAUUAUAAGUAGGUUGUGCUGAUUGUUUUUUAGAAUUUCAUGUACCUAAUGACAUAGUAUCUCAUAAUAGAAAAUUAAUAUCUGAGUUUGAGGCUGAAUUAAAAGGGAAAAUAUAAAAUUUUACUAGCAUUUCUAUUUUACCAAUCUCCAAUAAUUCAGAAUCAGUAGAUUAAGAAUUUAACAAUUGUUUGGAUAAUUUUAUUUAGAAAUUGACAUAUUACAAAGAGUUAAUUAAAGAGGAGAUAAACAAUGAAAAGAAGGAAUUUCUAACAUAAGUCUAUGAAUUUAAUUAAAAAGUUGAAGAGAAAAUUGAUUUGUAAAAUACAUAAAUAUCACAAUUAUCAACUAAUGAAAUUAAUAAAUCAAUUUCCUUUUAUUAGAAUUCAAAUAACAUUGUUUUUGACUUAAAAUAAGAUUUAUAAGAUAUGGAAAUUCAAAAAAAGAAAUUAAAUUUGAAAAAAUAAAAAACAACCUAAAAGCUAAGAAUUACUUUUGAAUAAAUUAUGAAAGAACUUGAUGAUCAUACCAAAAAUAAUAAUGAUAGCACAAACACCAAUGAUAAUCAUAACAAUAAUAAUAAUAAUAAUAAUAAUAAUAAUAAUAAUAAUAAUAAUAAUAAUAAUAAUAAUAAUAAUAAUAAUAAUAAUAAUAAUAAUAAUAGUAAUAUAUCAUGUACACCUGAAAAAAAAAUAAAACCCUCUUAAUUGAGUAGCACUACACAGUCAACUCCAACAAAAAAUGUUGUGGAUGUUGCUCGAUCUAAAAGAUAAAGAAAAGGAAAGAAUUGA